Pistacia vera is the source of this 942-nucleotide messenger RNA. RefSeq lists its product as uncharacterized. The transcript has a single exon. Lineage: Eukaryota; Viridiplantae; Streptophyta; Magnoliopsida; Sapindales; Anacardiaceae. The coding region runs from base 1 to 942 and encodes 313 amino acids. The record is from RefSeq and is a predicted model, not a curated record.
AUGGAUGCAUACAUUCAAGGUGCAUGGGACUUUGUCAGGAUGGCUGAAAAGAAUGCAGGCUAUGAAGCAAAGAUUUUACGCCCUUGUAAAGAUUGUCACAACUUGACCUAUCAUGGUAUAGACGUUGCUUAUGAGCAUCUGAUUAUACGAGGAAUGGAUCCUACAUAUACAAUUUGGUUCCAUCAAGGUGAAAUAGAAGAUAUUACAGAAACUGUUACUCAAGUAAAGAGUUCAGAUGCUUUUAACUUAAUUACUAGUGCAUAUAUGGGAGCCAAUCAUUAUGCAUCAACAUCAGAAGAGAGAAGAGACAAUGAUUUCACGCAAUCAUUGGAAGAUGCUGAAACUCUUUUAUAUCCUGGUUGUGCCAAGUAUACAAAAAUGUCUGCCAUUGUAGCUUUAUAUAAACACAAAGUUAUGAAUGGUUGGACUGACAAUAGUUUUGAUGGCCUUUUAGAGAUGCUUGGAGACAUGUUACCAGAGCAUAAUGUGAUUCUCAAAUCAGUCUACUCUGUGAGAAAAUUUAUUAAGGAGUUUGAUUUGGGGUAUGACAAAAUUCAUGCUUGUGCGAAUGAUUGUUGCUUGUUUAGGAAAGAAAUAAAAAACUUGCAAAGUUGUCCAAAGUGUGGCUAUUCGAGAUGGAAGGUAGAUGAAAGAACGAAGAAAAUUAGGAAGGGUGUCCCGGCUAAAGUUUUGAGAUACUUUCCUUUAAUACCAAUGUUUAAAAGGAUGUUCAAGUCACCCAAAAUUGCGGAAGAAUUACAGUGGCAUUUCAAACACGAAAGUGAAGAUGGCAAGAUGCGCCACCGAGUGGAUUCUGUCACAUGGGACUUGGUUAAUUACAAAUGGCCUGCUUUUGCAGAAGAUCCUAGAAAUCUUAAACUUAGCUUGGCUGCUGAUGGCUUUAAUCCUUUUUCACACAUGAGCACAACUUAUAGUUGUUAG